AUAUAUACUGUCUUAUAUAGUAGCGCUAGGAUACUGUAGACCUCAAACUCCAAUAAAAUGUCCAAAAUUGAUGUUUGGGGACUAUUGUGCAUUCAAGUGCCACUGUCGAAAUGACCAAUGCAAGCCGAGUGGGUCGUGCCGAGCCAAAUAUGACUGUGCCAAGCCGUACUUUGGAUAUAAAUGUCAAAUGGUGGACCUUGCUCCUCAAGCCAAAGAGCGGAACUUUUUGAAUGACUACAAUGAAAAGACAUGUGGAGUCAGGGGCAACAAAGGUCCUAUUACUCUUUCGUUUGACAAACCCUACAGGUUCACUCACGCUUAUAUGAGGUUUAAGACGAUGUAUAGAAGCCUAUCUUACCUCAAAUAUGACAUUCAGAUCAAGUUAAAAACUGGAGGUUUCAAUGUUGACUGCGGACCUCUUGAGGUUAGGGAAUUGAGUGCAACGGAUGCAGAACUCCGAUGUAAGAACGUAGUCAUGGACUUUGAUAUGAUCUCCUUAGAAGGCGAAGGUGUCCAGGUUCUCUGCUCUUUCCAUAUCAGUCGAGGUCGUAAUAUAAUUGGUGUGGCUAAUUUGAGUAAAUGGUAUAAAGAUGACGGAGCCAGGCCUGAAAAGAUCCGAGAUGGAGACACUGGCUUGAACAAUUGUUUUAUGGCUUGUCAUUACGAUGAGAAAAUGCAUGUCAAGUUUUCGUGGAGACAAGAGUACAUUCUACAUAGAAUUGUAAUUUACAACCAACAUUCAGGUGUACCUGGCUAUCUUAAACAAUUUACUUUAAGCUUCGCCUAUAGCAAAGAAGGUCAAACCAGAGUGGAGCUUCCGAAACAAGAGUAUAAAUGGAAGGACUACCAACUCAUCAUCGAUCUUCCAAUGCGUUUUGAAGAGUACAUCAAAGAGGUCACCAUCAGUCACCCAGCACGAAUCCCUCACUUUGGGUGGAGCAUGUCUAUUUGUGAAAUGGAGAUCUACGGAGAAUGCGCUGGAGACAAGCAAGGGCUCCUGUGUCAAGAGAAAUGCAUGUGGUGCCCGUCUAGAAAGUGUACCAGUGACGGCAAGUGUAUGCUCUGUUCCAGUGAGGCGCAGUCGAUAUGCCGAGCAAGAUGUUCCGGCUGCUUUGGAGAGUGUGACUCUAAUGGUGUUUGUGCACGGUGUAAGGACGGAUUCAAGGGCAGUAAAUGUUUGGAAACUUGUAUAAACUGUGGAGGUUCCGGCGUCUGUGACAAAAACGGCAAGUGUGAUUCCUGUAUCGACGGUUUCUACGGAGGCAACUGUGAAAAAUCGUGUUCCAACUGCGCAGGAAGUGGCGGCUGUGACACCGUGACGGGUGGUUGCAGUGAAGGUUGUAAAGAUGGUUUUUACUCACUGUUAUGUGAUAAACGAUGUACAAACUGUGCUAAGAAUACUUGUUCACGCAAGGAUGGAAAUUGUAACCAUGGCUGUCUUGCUGGAUUCAGGGGAAAUAAAUGUGAUGCAAAAUGUGUCAACUGUCUGGAGAACGGAUCCUGUGACAGGAACACAGGGAAGUGUACACACGGGUGUAAGCUUGGAUUCAGGGGCGCUGCUUGUGAUUCUAAAUGCACCAACUGUGCAGAAGAUGGCUCAUGUGGCAGGUUCACUGGAAAUUGUACAUUUGGUUGUUUACCUAGCUUCAAGGGAGAUGCUUGCAACGAAGCAUGUACCAAUUGUCACAAAGAUAAAUCAUGCGAUCGUUACACAGGAGCUUGCAAGCAUGGAUGUGUUAUGGGCUUUUUUGGAGAGAAUUGUUUGUCUAACUGUACUAACUGUCUGAUAGACUACUCAUGUGAGAGAGAAACAGGAGCUUGUAUCCACGGAUGUGUCCUUGGCUACAAGGGAGAUAAAUGUGACACUAAAUGUGGUAAUUGUGCCGGGGAUGGGUCAUGUGACCGUGACUCAGGAAAAUGUAACAGUGGAUGUAAACCUGGUUACAAAGGCGACCGGUGUGAUGCAACAUGCUCAAAGAACUGUGGCGGGUCAGGGGCAUGUAAACCUGAGGACGGCUGGUGCAAGGAUGGAUGCAAAAUUGGUUUCUUGGGGCCGGAAUGUAAUCAAGAGUGCGGUCAUUGCAGUGGUGAUGGGUCAUGUAACAGAGAGACAGGAGGAUGUCCAAAGGAAUGUAAGCCAGGAUUCAAGGGAGAUAGAUGCAACAGACCAAUCUCCUGUUCCCCCAACUGUAAAGCUAAUAAAUGUGAUCAGAGUACAGAGAAAUGUGUAGAUGGCUGUAUACCUGGUUUCUAUGGAGACUACUGCACUGAUAAAUGCGGGAACUGUGCUGGGGAUGGAUCAUGUGAUCAGCAAAAUGCUCACUGCAUUGGUGGAUGCCAAAUAUUCUGGAAAGGUGAUCUUUGUGAUAGCUCUUAUACUUGUCCUCCAGAUUGUGGCGAAGAUGGAAACUGCAUGCCUUCAACUGGGGCAUGUACUAGUGGAUGUAAACAUGGGUUUAGAGGGACUGAGUGCAAUCUAGAGUGUCCGAAGCAUUGCUCUGGAACAGGUCAAUGUGAGCAGAUGUCUGGAAAAUGUAUUGCCGGGUGCUCACCUGGCUUCCGUGGCAACGAAUGCCUCGAAGCCUGCAAUAAAGGAUGUGCCAAUGACCACUCAUGCAGUCGUCAAGAAGGUACAUGUGACUACGGCUGUAAUCCAGGAUUUAGUGGCCCUAAAUGUGAUGUAGAAACAAUGUGUUCUGAAAAUUGUGGUGGCAAUCGAACAUGUGACCUGGAGUCUGGCAAAUGCAGUGAGGGCUGUAAACCUGGAUACUAUGGAGAUGAUUGCAGUCAGUCUUGUACCAAGUGUGGGGGAGACCAAUCCUGUGACCAGGUAACAGGUCAUUGUAAACAAGGAUGUUUGCAGGGCUUCAAAGGAUACAGAUGUGAUCUAAUUACUACUGAUUGUAGCAUGUGUAAAGACAGUCAGUGUAACAUCAAUGGGAGCUGUACCUUAGGCUGUAUGCCUGGACUUGCUGGAGAUGAAUGUGACCUACAUUGUUAUGCAUGCAAUGCAGGAGGCUGUCACCAACAUAAUUUAACCUGUUUCAAUGGGUGUAAAAUUGGUUUCUAUAGACAUGACUGCAAUGCAGCCUGUGGUCACUGUGAUGGAGAUGAAUCCUGCCAUAGAACUACAGGGGUAUGCAAAUUCGGCUGCAAACCUGGCUUCAAAGGAAGUCUCUGUACUGAUAUACUAGACAGUGAAGCGAAGGAUGAUUUGCAGAGCUAUUCCAUCAUUGGCUACAUUGUAGCUGGGGCACUGGCUGGGAUGAUGGUCCUUUAUUUUAUUUUCUGUCAAAGUCCAGACGACAAAAGGGGAGAUGAUUCGUUAGAGUUGACCAAAGACUCCAAGGACAUAUCCAGCAAGACCAGUUCCACAGAGUCCAGUGCACACACUCCACUCUCUGGAACCAAGUAUGACACACACCAGAUGCAGACAGAGGACUUCAAAUCUGAUCCCAGCUCUGAUUUUACAGAUUGACUUUAUCUGUUGAUUGUGAAGAAUUAUUUACAAGUGCAGAGAUACUGGUACACAGUAUUGUUACAAAAACAUAAAUUAUUCAAAUCUUUAUAAAAAAAAAUUCUAAUACCUUUAUUGAUUUGGUAUU
Molecule: messenger RNA, 3605 nt
Organism: Biomphalaria glabrata
Lineage: Eukaryota; Metazoa; Mollusca; Gastropoda; Planorbidae
Product: multiple epidermal growth factor-like domains protein 6
Exons: 30
Coding region: 71-3478 (1135 amino acids)
Molecular function (GO): scavenger receptor activity
Source: RefSeq, a predicted model, not a curated record